CUCAAGAUGGCCGCCCCCAGCGAAUGUGGCAUCAAAGCAAGAUUUAGUUUUAGCAUUAUUGGAAUUGUGUUCGGUGUAUCCAUAUUUUUGACAUUUGGACUUCACUACAAGAACUGGAACACGUCAUUGUGGGGUUUGCUGUCGGGCAUAGCAGCAGCAUUGGCUCUGUUUGUCCACAUUCAGUACACCAGGAAGGUAUGGCAGACAUUUCCCUACAGACUCAAGUACUGGAUGUUGUUAGGAUGCUUCAUACAACUGGCGGGGGUCUGUGGCUUUGUGGCCUACAUCACAUUGGCUGUCACCAUGGGGCAGGGUCUGAUCGUCUACGGCAACGGCUACUACCUGACGUCAAUAUGGUGCUUUAUGACAUGGAAAUGGGGGUUUCUCCUCUUCUACUUCUCACGGUCAUAUAAACGAUUGUACGGCGACAUCUACACCAUCCUCCCUCAAGAUCCCAAAGACAACAUCCAUGGCUACUACUCUGACAGUUGAACGGGACAAGGGACACAGUUCAUUUCCUACAUGCUGAGGGGGAGCUGUUUAUUGUACAAGAAAACACUGCUGGAAGCUGCACCCCUUGAGGUGUAUUCUUCUCCUGCAGUGUUUUAUUGUACAGACGCAGCCCCAUGUGGUUUAUUCUCCCUGCAGUGUUUUAUAGUAUGAUAAAAAAUGACCAUGAGUCAUUUAUUGCUUAUAUGGGAUAUCAACAAUAUUUACAACCUCUUAAAGGAUGUUUAUACAAUUUAGAAGCUUUGAAAAAUAUUCAACCGUAUAUAAACAAUGAUGACUCCCUGCAUACAAUUCCAUCUCAGCAAUGUUGGACAAGUCCAUGUUAUGAAUUGGGGGGGGGGAGUUUAGUAUUUUCUGACUUUUCUCACACUCAUCAAAAUGAUGAAAAAUGACAGUUAAAAUAAUCAAAACAAUGAAAAAUUGGUAAAGAUCCUUUAUGUAAAAACCCUCUAAAAAAUAGCAUCAUCCAAUUUAGGAUGUCAUCAAGUUGCGAGCGUAUGUUGGAAUUUCCAGAAAUGAUGUCAUGAUAGAACAAUGUUUUAUCAUGAAAUAAACCACACCUCGUUCUUCAUUGUUCGUUGCGAUUUAUCGCAGAGCUAUCUUAUAUAUCAACAUUUAACAUGCCAAAGCUGCUCUAUUUACAAUACUACGACGUGGGAACAGAUUUAACCAAGUAUUCUCAUAUCAAUGGUUGCCAUUAAGUUUUAGUAGUGCUUGCCAGAUUAUAGCUUUGUAAAUAUUUACUUUUAUUGCUUUUUAUAUUAUUGGACCAAUAGGAAAAUAUUUGAAGUACAUCUUUACUUUGUUGACGAUGUUAUAUUUUUGUGUCACUUGUCUCAUAUACCAUCAAAACUAUGUGUUAAUACUUUACCUAGCGUUUGGUGUAUAACCAUCAAAAUUAUGUUAAUAUUUACCUAUUAUUUGGUGUAUAACCAUCAAAAUUAUGUUAAUAUUUACCUAGCGUUUGGUGAAUAACCAUCAAAAUUAUGUUAAUAUUUACCUAUUAUUUGGUGUGUAACCAUCAAAAGUAUGUGUUAAUAUUUACCUAUUAUUUGGUGUGUAACCAUCAAAAUUAUGUUAAUAUUUACCUAUUAUUUGGUGUAUAACCAUCAAAAGUAUGUGUUAAUAUUUACCUAUUAUUUGGUGUGUAACCAUCAAAAUUAUGUUAAUAUUUACCUAUUGUUUGGUGUGUCUCCAUCAAAAUUAUGUUAAUAUUGACCUAUUGUUUGGUGUGUAACCAUCAAAAUUAUGUUAAUAUUUACCUAUUAUUUGGUGUGUAACCAUCAAAAGUAUGUGUUAAUAUUGACCUAUUGUUUGGUGUGUAACCAUCAAAAUUAUAUGUUAAUAUUGACCUAUUGUUUGGUGUGUAACCAUCAAAAUUAUAUGUUAAUAUUGACCUAUUGUUUGGUGUAUUAGCACAAAAUGAUAUGUUAAUAUUGACCUAUUAUUUGGUGUGUAACCAUCAAAAGUAUGUGUUAAUCCUUUACCUAUGUUUGGUGUUCAUCAAGAUCAAUGAAAGUCAAGAGAGUGUUCAAAUUAUCGACUCUACAAAAUAAAAUGGCACUUGUCUGUUCGAAAUUAUUGUAAUCAAUAAGGCUGAUACUUAGUAUGGAUUAAGUACAGAUGGACUCAAGUUCUCGAACAGGGGAGAUAACUCAUAUCUUUCACUUCUGAAAUCGGUGAUGAGUUCACUCACCAAUGUCUCUCGCUAUAAAUUGUCAUCAGCUCGCUAUGCAUCAUUGAUCUGCAAUGACUAAUUAUCUUUCUUCAAUAUACAGUAAACUACAUUUAAAACUAACACAAUUAAACAAACUGACGGAUAUAACAAACUUAUUUUUUAGUUCUGGACAUUUGCUGUACAUAUGCUUAUAACAAAUUAUGAUUAUAGAGAGCUAAAAUUAGUAGUCCCUUUGAGUUCAUUACAACUGCAGUUUACUGUAUUAGUAUUGGGUUAUUACCUUAAUGCCACUAUAUAAGAUCAUAUUCUCUACUUUAUUAACAAAGUCUAAACCAAACAAAAUCAGCCCGACCAUCAAAGAUUGCAUGGUUUAUAAGUUGAGCAGCACAUCUCGGGUGGUCGGGCAGGUGGGUGUGUUAAACACUGUUGUGUGUGAUUAUACCAAUUAAAUCAGGUACUGGAGUCCGGGUUGAAUUUCGAACGCGGGUACUUGAGUCAAUUAUUUUCUACCCAACAGAGUCCUUAUGAUCAAUUUUGAUUUCUUUGUCUGAGUCACUGCUGUGUGUCUUUGUGUUAAUGUAUGGUGCAGUUGUUAUGGUGAUGCCUGGUAGAAGUAGGAUCAAUAACGUAUAAUCCAUUUCUCAUGACGGCUUGUGUCUUUUAGCCAAUCAAACGAGGCAAUUCUUUAGCAUCCUUGCAUCACUCAUGUUGUCAGUGCUAUGAGGGAUAUUUUAUUAAUUGUGAAGAUGUAAAGUCUUCCAUUUGAAUCAUGAUGUCAGACGACUGAGAUGUCAGACGUGAGAUGUCAGAUGACUGAGAUGUCAGACGUGAGAUGUCAGACAACUGAGAUGUCAGACGACUGAGGUAGUUGACUGAGUGAAGCAGGCAAUACUAAUAUGAUCCACAGGGUAGCUUCACGUUUGCUACAUAUGUAUGACGAUUUGUUACUGUGUGUACAUGUGACUGCUCUAUUAAAGUGACUGCAGUUAGUCCGGGCACAUCAUUCCGGAGCCCACAUUCCAGACACUCCUGCUGGGAAUGAUGACAUGUAUGCAAAGGGACAUUACUCUAAUCUUGAUUUGUCAAUACAGAACUUUUUUAAUCCAGACAAUUUCAGUCGUAACGCUAUCAUUUGGAUGAAGGGUUUUCACUGCAUGUACUAUGAAUCACUUCAAACUGCUUCAUUCAAUCAACAUGACAGGCCUACGCAAGUGUGACCUUCGUCCUGCGCCAUGACUGGGGGAUAUAAAUAUGUUACUAAAGCCUAGGCAAGCCGAGAUCAAGCUAAACAGAAGAGGAAGGGUUUCUUUUAGAGAGAAAAACAAAACAAUUAUUUUAAAGAAAUGUUUACAUAGACUAUGUGUUAGUCUAGUGUGACCUCAGUUAGUGUAUUUUAAGGAUCCAAGUGUAACAAGGUCAAGGAUGAAAACUAGGGAGGUUUGUUGAUCAGAGAUUCGACAGUAUCGUCUAUUGCACAGAAAGAUUACAAAGGCAGCACCUUGUUAUCCAAUGGCUGAAUUGUAUAUAUAUGAUAUUAGUUUAUUAAAUGUGUGUACUCGUCAGUUAGGGAACAACGAUUUGAACAUAUGCUUUCCCUUUAUUUAAUGUGCUUGGGACUUUUUACUGACUAUUAAACAUUUUAGGAGGCAAUUCAACAGUUUCAUAUAGGAGCAAUCUUUUAUCCUUAGGUUUUCAGAUAUUCAGAUCACUCACUCAUUGAGGUAAAUUUACCAUGUACAUUUCUAUCAGUUUGUUAAAAACAGAUUAUUCACAAAUGGCACAAGACUUGUACUUAUACACUUAUACUGAGUCAGAGAAUCGGUGUACCUGGAGACCCACCUUUUCUUCCAUGACGAUCAACUGUCUGUGAUGUAAAUAGCAGGUCAUACCUACCUGGCAGAGAUUAUUCCAGGGUGCUGUGUACAAAGUGAUCUUAGCGCUAAGGUUGUCGUUACUCCCAUACCUUAACAUAGACUUACGACAGUGGUGGCGCGAUGGUUGUUUUGAACAACAGCACCCUGGAUUGUUGGUGAGUCCUCCUCUGAUGCUGACUUAUUAGUGCUUGUCAGUAGUUGUUCUCAACUUCAGCUUGUGUUCAUAUGUCUAUAAGGACUGGUCAUUUAUUAUCAGGGAUGUGAAAUCUCCGCGGAAACGCGGAAAAUCGCGUUUUUUAAAACAGUUGUCCUCGGAAAAAAAUCAUCUUCCUCGUAAAAAAUUAAUAAAUUUUUAAAAAAAACACUCCGAAAAGUAUGAUCGAAAACCGGACAAUUGCCGCGGAUUGUAUUGUUUUCGAUCAGAGAUUUUACCAGCAUAGGUUUUCGGACUGGUCAUUUAUUAUAGAGGUGGAUUGGGGUUGUGGUGGUCUUUGUAUUGUGUCAUGUUUUGCAGACAACCCCGCAUUUUAUGUAACAGUUUUUCACAACCUCCCUCCCUAAUUUAAUGACCAGUCUCUAAAUAAAAAUCAAAUUUUUAAAUUUGAAUUUAAAAAAAAUAGAACUGUGUCCAUUUUCAUGGAAACACCCCACCCAUUCCCCUUAUGGCAAACAAUGGCCAUGUUUUUGUUAUAUUCUUAUUUUUCUACCAAACAUUCUGUGAAACAAGAAGACAGUUGGUCUUGGAUAACUUGAACAUGUAACUUAAGCAUAAUCAGUGUAUGAGUUGAUCAGAACAUUCAUAAGGUUUGUGGGGCCGGUUGGCCUACUCGUCUAAGGUGAUGCGAUUCGCUGUGCAGAGUUACGUCCCUUGGACAUGCCAGAAACCUGUGAUUGUGGGUUGGAAUCCCGGUUUGCCCCGAUUGUUUCCAGGUUUGUCAGCACAUAACCGUGCUAGUUGGUUUCACCGAAGUGGUAAACAUGUGAUACCUGCACCACUUCAGGCUUUCCUCCCACAUAAAGCUGACACACGUGAUACGUCUGUUCAAAGUGGCAUUAAACCCAAUUCACUCAAUCAUUCAGGUUUGUCAGCUUAUAUUGAUAAAGGCAGAAAUGGCACAAGUUUGGUUUACAGGGAAGUUUUUUUAUUACAGAGUCUUUCAACUUUGUCAUGAGAACAUCCAAUCUCACUGGAAUCCCAUCUUUCUCUCUGAUACUGUAGGCGUUGUUUCUGUUGAAAGAUCUGAUUUCUAUGAGAUUGGAGAAUUUCAAGAUGGUGUAUCCUUCACUGAAGUUGUAAGUCAUAUUCAUGGAAAUAUGUUGAUGACAUAUUGAUUUAAUAUCUUUUUUAUAUUGAAAAGUGUAUAUUUGUUUUUGUUGAAAAUGUUUUAUAGAUAUUUUGUUAUGAAAGUAAAAGGUAGUGUUAGGAAAUACAAAUCCUUCUUGUUUCCACUUUAUUUCCAAAAGCAGGUUUUGAUUCCUGUAUAUUUGACGUGAUAGGUUUGCUAGCUCCUUUCGUGGAAGUCGACCCUUGGGCCUUUGGUAAGACUCAAAAACAAAAGGGGAAAAGUUUUCAGGUUUGGGAAAAAAGGAAUGAAUGUUAAACAUGACAUACUCAUGUUGUUGAAAUA
Molecule: messenger RNA, 5690 nt
Organism: Haliotis rufescens (red abalone)
Lineage: Eukaryota; Metazoa; Mollusca; Gastropoda; Lepetellida; Haliotidae
Product: heme transporter hrg1-A-like
Exons: 3
Coding region: 7-492 (161 amino acids)
Biological process (GO): heme transport
Cellular component (GO): lysosomal membrane; plasma membrane
Molecular function (GO): heme binding; heme transmembrane transporter activity
Source: RefSeq, a predicted model, not a curated record